AAAACUUUUUAGACCCUGUGAAAAAAGAUGGGAAAGAAAAAAAGAUUAAAAAAAAAAGUGCUUCCAUCUUUAUUUGUUGCAUUGUAUGAUCAUAAUCCUGAAAAUAAUACAAGUACCGGCGAGCAACAGCCCUCUAUUACACCUGAGUUAUCAAAACAAUUAUCUUAUAAAAGAGGCGAAAUUUUAUCCAUGAUAAGUGAUGACUUGGACUACUGGAUACUUUGCAAAUCAACUGUAACUGGAAAGCAAGGUUAUGUACUGACUUCAUUACUUGCUCCAUUAACAGGUGCAGGGGCAAGUGUUCAUUAUACCAAAAAAGAAAAAAGAAAGAAAAAGAAAUGCAUGGUCUAUUUUCCAAAUUUUCCUAUAGAAAAACCAAAGCCGCCCUGUCCUGCUGAUAAAGCUAACAUAUUAUCUAAAAUAUUUUUUGGAUGGGUGACCAGACUAAUAGUUGAUGGAUUUAAAAGACCAUUAGAAGAUAGCGAUCUAUGGCAGUUGCAAGAAAGGAACACUGCACAAUAUCUUGGUUUGAAAUUUGAAAAAUACUGGAAACAGGAGAUGGAUAAGCAGAAAAAUAGUCCCAUAGUAGAAAAAAUUUUAAAGCAAAAAGAUGAAGAAAAGAAAGAGUUUCGUAAUCCUGAUUCACCAAAGUCUAUAAAGUUUCAUAAAUACAAGCCAUCUGUUUCAAAAGCAUUAUUUAAGACAUGUGGAAAACCUUAUUUAGUUGGAUCUUUCAUGAAAAUUUUAUAUGAUUGUACUUUAUUUGUGCAACCUUGGUUAUUAGGGAAAACCAUUGAAGUUAUUCAAAACAGAAAUAUUGAUAGCAAAUUAGGAUAUCUUUAUGCAUCUAUGUUAUUUGUAACAGGCUUAGUUGGUUCUAUCAUUUUACAGCAGUAUUUUCAUAUUUCGUUUGUAACAAGUAUACGAGUACGAUCGUCACUGUUAACAGCAGUUUACAAAAAGAUGUUUCGAUUAAAUAAUUUUGGUAGAGUUGACUUUACUGUUGGAGAAAUGGUUAACCUAAUGACAGUUGAUACACAAAAGUGCUAUGAUCUCCUAACAUAUCUUAAUGUUCUUUGGUCUGGUCCAUUUCAAAUUAUAGUUUCAUUUGUCUAUCUUUACUUAUUAAUGGGAUGGUCCAUUCUUGCAGGUUUUGGUGUGUUGCUUUUUUUUAUACCAAUAAGUAGUUGUUUUUCAACAUUUGAAAAGAAGUUCCAAGCAAAGCAAAUGGUUUUCAAAGAUCGUCGAUCAAAAUUUAUGAAUGAGAUACUUGCGGGGAUAAAUAUUUUAAAGUUAUACUCUUGGGAAGAUAGUUUUAUUGCAAAUAUACUGAGAAUAAGGAAUGGUGAACUUAAACUCAUCAAAAAAGCUAUGUUAUUGCAAGCAAAUCAUGGUUUUGCAUUAACACUUGCCCCUUUUUUGGUAUCAUUUUUAACUUUUUUAGUUUAUGUUAUGCUUGGUAACAAUUUAACUGCUGAGAAGGCUUUUGUAGCUAUAUCACUUUUUAAUAUAAUUAGAUUUCCGUUGUUUCUUUUACCUAUGGUCAUUGCAAAUAUUGCUCAGUUUAGAGUUUCAGCUAAAAGGUUAUCAAAAUUUCUAAAGAGUGAAGAGUUAGAACCAGUUUUAGAGUCAGAUGAUAUUAAUAGUAAAAAUGCUAUCGAAAUAUGCAAUGGAACAUUUAAAUGGAGUGACACAGGUGAUGCUAUUUUACAAAACAUUUCACUUAAAAUUCCUUGUGGUAGUUUAACAGCAAUUGUUGGCCAAGUUGGUUCCGGAAAGUCGUCGUUAGUUUCUGCAAUACUUGGUGAAAUUAAGAAAGUUAGUGGUGAAGUGCUUGUAAAAGAUAGCAUUUCUUAUGUCUCCCAACAACCAUGGAUUCAAAAUAGAAGCUUUCGUGACAAUAUUACUUUUGUGAGCGAUUAUGAAAGUAAUCGAUAUAAUAAAGUUGUUGAUGCUUGUGCAUUGAAACCUGAUAUUAACUCAUUACCAGGUGGGGAUCGAACUGAGAUUGGUGAGAAAGGAAUCAAUUUGAGUGGUGGUCAAAAACAGCGUAUCUCGAUUGCUAGAGCUGUUUACCAUAAUUCAGAAAUAUAUAUUAUGGAUGAUCCUUUGUCUGCAGUUGAUGCUCAUGUUGGAAAGCAUAUCUUUGAUCAGGUUAUUGGAAGUAAUGGACUAUUAAAUAAGAAGACCCGAAUAUUGGUUACGCAUAACCUUACAUAUUUACCUCUUGUUGAUCAAAUCAUUGUAUUGAGUGAUAAUAAAAUUUCUGAGUGUGGCAGUUAUGAAGAACUGAAAAAUAAUGCCGGUGCCUUUGCUGAGUUUUUAAAAACAUUCCAUCAUGAAGUUAAAAAUGAUGAAGAAACUUAUUCAAACGAAUUAGAAUAUGAAGGCAAUGAAGUCAAUGCUAUUGAAGGUUUAAAUGUUGAAAUUAUUGACAAUAAGAUUGAACCUGAACAUGCUCUAAGCUUCACUAAUCUUGCAUAUGCAUCAAACAGCUGCGUAUCAGUUUUUGAAGAUUUAAAAAAUGAUGAAACUGACAAAAAUGAUGAAAUUGACGAAAAUGAAUUGUACAAAAAAGAGGCUCAGCAAAUUCUUGCACGCCAUGAAAAAACUGUUUUGUUGAAAGGUUCAGAAGUUUUAAUUACGCAAGAAGUUUCUGAAACAGGAAAGGUAAAGCGUUCUGUUUAUUUGACCUAUUCCAAAUCAAUUAGCAUUUUGUUGACCAUCUUGUUUCUGUUUUUUGGUUUAAUGUCAGAAGGCUUUUCACUUUAUUCGCGUAUUUGGUUAGCUGAAUGGAGCUCUAAUCGAAAUGCUUCUAAUCAUCAACGAGAUUUAUAUCUUGGUAUUUAUGGAGCAUUAGGUGUUUCACAAGGUUUAUCAGCAAUGCUUCAAGCAGUAGUCCUAUGUUUUGGGGUUGUAAGAGCAUCAAAAGCCCUACAUAACAAUCUGCUGAAAAAUGUUUUAAGAUCUCCUAUGUCAUUUUUUGAAACCACCCCAAUGGGACGGAUUGUCAAUAGAUUUUCAAAAGACAUUAAUCUAAUUGAUGAAUCAAUUCCGAAGACAAUAAAAUCAUUUGUUUCAUGUUUUUUUACAUUAUGCGGUACAGUAUUUAUAAUUAGUUAUACCACUCCUAUUUUUCUGGCUGCUUUUGUACCUAUUGGUGUGGCCUACUUUUUUACUCAGCGUUUUUAUGUGGCAUCUUCACGGCAACUUCAACGUAUUGAGUCUGUAAGGCGAUCACCUAUCUACAAUCAUUUUUUUGAAAGUAUUAAUGGUGCAUCAACUAUACGUGCAUAUCGCUUAAAUGAUGAGUUUAUAUCAGAAAAUGAAUCUAAAAUUGAUUUUAGUCAAGAAGCCAGUUUUCCUAUGGUAUGUUCAAACAGAUGGUUAGCAAUGCGCUUGGAGACCUGUGGUCAUCUCAUAACUUUCUUUGCAGCUUUGUUUAGCAUUAUUCAACGAGGAAAUUUAUCUCCAGGAAUGGUUGGUUUAUCUAUAUCUUAUGCACUUCAGAUUACACAAACAUUAAAUUGGUUGGUUCGAAUGUCAAGUGAACUUGAAACUAAUAUUGUUUCUGUAGAGAGAGUAAAGGAAUACAUUGACCUUCCUAGUGAGGCAGCUGCAGUUAUUCAUGAUAGUCGACCUCAGAAUGAUUGGCCAAGUGCUGGUGCCAUCAUGUUUCAAAAUUUUUGUUUAAGAUAUCGUAAAGAUUUAGAUCUGGUUUUAAAGAAUAUAACAUUUAAUGUGGAGCCUUCAUCAAAAGUUGGUUUAGUUGGUCGAACUGGUGCUGGUAAGUCUUCAAUAGCAAAUGCUCUUUUCCGUAUUAUAGAACCUGCAUCAGGUAGCAUUCUAAUAGACAAUGUUGAUAUUUCAACCAUUGGUUUACAUGAUCUCAGAUCUAGAAUAACUAUUAUACCACAAGAUCCAGUGCUUUUUUCUGGGACAUUACGCUUUAAUAUUGAUCCAUUUAAUCAAUUCGAUGAUGCUGAAAUUUGGAGAGUUUUAGAGAUUUCAAAUUUAAAGUCACAUGUGUCAAGUUUAGAGGGCGGUCUUUUACAUGAGAUUCUUGAAGGAGGAGAAAACCUAAGUGUCGGUCAACGUCAGUUGGUGUGUCUUGCUCGUGCAGUGCUUAGAAAAAGUAAGAUUCUUGUUCUUGAUGAAGCUACAUCUUCUGUGGAUCUUGAGACAGAUGCAUUCAUUCAAGAAGUUAUUCGAAAAGAGUUCAAGUCUAGUACAGUAUUGUGCAUUGCUCAUCGAUUAAACACAAUUCUGGAUUAUGACAAAAUUAUUGUUCUCAGCCAUGGUGAAAUUAUUGAGUAUGAUUCUCCAAAAAUUUUAUUUCAACAGCAAGGUGAGUUUUACAAAAUGAUGAAAGAUGCUGGUUUGAGCGCAGAGUAAUUUUUUUCCACCUGAUAUAAAUUUUUAGUAAGCUACUUUUUUCUCCUUUUUUUUUUAUAUAUAUAUUAUUGUUUUGUGAGAAAAAAGGUUCUAAAAAGUUCGUAUUUUGUUUUGUUUGCGUUGACUUCUUUAUUUUUAAUCGUAAUACGAUAAUAAAAUGUGGUGUAACCAUGUGAUAAAAACCAUCACAUCUUUUAAAAAUUUUGAUAUUUUUUUUAGACAAUUUUUUGAAUAGAAUAUUUUUCAUAAAAUUUUUAAAAAUGUUUUGUGUCAAUAUUUCAACUGCAUUGGUUAGAGACCACCCCCUCAAACGCUUAUACGCACAAUUGGUAUUUGGAAUCAAUCAGCCUCAACCUCUCAAUCCUUUAACGGGGUUUCAUUAACUCUCUCUCUGUAAUUAAUAGUGCCGGGGGUGCUUUCCAUGGCCGUGGAAGUAAUAGACACUUUUUGUACUAUUUCAUACAUUUCAUGAUAUUUUAUUAUUUAUGACAUUAUGGAUGAGCUUUAUACCAUCUCGUAUUGUAAUGCGAUAAAUUUUAUUUUAUUACGAUAUAAGACUAUAAAGAUUUACUAUAUUACUAUGAAACUGUAUUAAAAUUUUAUAUUAUGGAAAAUAAAUUAUAUAAAGUAAUAUAUUAAAAUGAUAAUAUAUAUUAUUGUACAAUGUAAAAAUAGUAAAUUUUAAUAUAUCCCUAAUA
Molecule: messenger RNA, 5093 nt
Organism: Hydra vulgaris (swiftwater hydra)
Lineage: Eukaryota; Metazoa; Cnidaria; Hydrozoa; Anthoathecata; Hydridae
Product: multidrug resistance-associated protein 1
Biological process (GO): transmembrane transport
Cellular component (GO): membrane
Molecular function (GO): protein binding; ATP hydrolysis activity; ATP binding
Source: RefSeq, a predicted model, not a curated record